This is a messenger RNA of Schistosoma spindalis, 922 nucleotides long. NCBI's taxonomy places the organism in Eukaryota, Metazoa, Platyhelminthes, Trematoda, Strigeidida, Schistosomatidae. The record is from the annotation of a GenBank genome assembly.
CCUUAACUGAAGACACUUUCUCAAACAUCACAUCAGAUCACUAAUGGGUGCGUAAUGCUACGUAAACCUUAGAAUGGUGGUCAGUUAGCUCAUAUGGUAUUCAAUGUUUCCAAAUAAUUGAGCAAUUUGCUUGGAACAGGACAGUUGAGUGGCUAGAAUACCUUCAUUGUCAUAACUUGGGCUGCAAAACUGCUUAUUAAAACCAAGAUAAAAGUAUACGCAAAGCGAUAAGUUUAUACGAAUUUUUCACGUUGUUUUUGAAUACCGAGACAUAAACAACCGUUGUCAUAGUAACCGUAAAUUCAACGUUGUUGAAAAAGUCAGAUGGAGAAUACAAAGCCAACUGGGAUGCGGCGUGCAUCUCAUUGGUCUACUGAAGUAGAGAAUGCAUACAGGUUUCAGUUGGCAGGUUACAGGGAUGAAGUGGAAUAUUUUAACUAUAAUAAUGCUGACCCUGAGAAGUGGACAAAUACGGGAUUUGUCAAAAAAUUGAAGCGACGAGAUGACAAAGAUAUACCGAAAUGCAAACUAUACGUAUAUUAACAAACAAAAUACAAUUCAGAUAAUAAUAUCCACUAAACUUUAUUUCUAGAAGUUCUUAACAGUGCAUACCCUGUUUAACAAAGGGUGUGAAAAUUUUACGCGAGGGAAAAGCAACAAACAUUUAAUUAUUACAACCACAAAAUUUAUUGAUGUUACUUCGCUUGUUUUUUCUACAUAAUACAAGAGAUUUACUGCAAUCCUCUGACUUUUUGGUAAAAGAAAAGCUUUUGUCGAUUAUGAAUGGUUGGGUUGACUGCACACAUAGUCUGAUAAUAGUUGAAGCGAAUAUUUUUCUUCAACUUAGUCGAAGGAUAAAGAAGAGCAUUGUGUAUUGUUUGACAGUUUAGCUAAAUGCUACAUAUUCAGUUUAAAGAAAUCU